Molecule: messenger RNA, 2010 nt
Organism: Coregonus sp. 'balchen'
Lineage: Eukaryota; Metazoa; Chordata; Actinopteri; Salmoniformes; Salmonidae
Source: the annotation of a GenBank genome assembly
UGGAGUCAGGGAGAGAGUGGAGGGGUCAGACAGGAUGACAUCACUCAACAGGGUCACAGUGAAGGGGGAGAGAGCAAGGUGAGAGAAGUUCAGAUUGAGAGCCAAGGGACUGAAGCUACAGAGACGACUCACAAACUGACGACUGGUCAGACCACCACCACCCCUGACAUCUGGACUGAGCUGAAGGAGCUGAGAGACAUGGUGCACAACAUGGGAGCCAUCGUGAUGGAACAGAGAGUGGAGCUGAGCGUCACCACAACUGAACUGCAGCUCCAGAGGAACAAGGUGGAGGAGCUGGAGAAAGAGAAUGCAGGUAAUUAAUUGAUUUAGAAAACUGUUGCUUUUUUAUUGGUGCAGAGGAAGACCACCAGUUAUUUUUGUCUCCAUAAUUCUAGCUCAAGCAGCUGAACUGUCAUCCAUGGGGGCGAGAGUGACAGCCAGUAAGAAGGAGGUGGAGGAGCUGAAAAGAGAAUAUGUAGGUAGAACACACAUGAACUCAACACCUUGUUUAAUGAGCACUACACACAUUGCACAGUACUCUUUUAAUGACUCUUUCAAGUUUAGCAAAGUAACGGUCCAGAAAACAUGGAUCGCUGCCCUGUCAGUCCUGCUUCAUACUCUAAUUUAAAAGUACAGAAGCAUUCAUUACUAGAGAUACAUUACUUUAAUGUUGUCUUCUGGAAUAGUCAGUGUAUGAACAGUCAAUAUAUUAUCUACUUCUUUGAAAUAAAUAUCAGGCUGGAAUGUUCAUCUUUCAAAAUUACUAAUGCUACAAUCAUCAUGCAGUGUAUUCGAUCUCCUGUGCUCACAGACAGACCAAAUGUGGCCUUCUAUACUGCUUUGAUGAAUGGAGGAUAUGUGGGUCCCUUUAAUACUGAAACUACCCUGGUCUAUAACACCGACAUCAGCACAGCCUACAAUCCAGCUACAGGUAUUACAUUUGUUGAAGUUGCAAUAAUUGUAGUUAAAACAUCUGGUACAUGUAUGACAAACACUUUGUGUUCACAGAAACUGUGCAAAUAGUACAAUUAAUAUUAUUGUUGCAGAGUUGACUAGAAACAGACAGUGCUGAUUGAUCUCUUCUCCUCUGAUGCAGGUAUCUUCACAGCACCAGUGAGAGGAGUCUACUACUUCAGGUUCACUGCCUUAAGUAACGUCAAAUCAACAACCGUGUGUGUAUUUGUGUACGAAUUAUGCAAGGUCUUGAAAACCUGAGUAGGGGUCAUAAUUAUAUAUCUAAUACAUUGAUUCUAGAGCUGGAGGUAGGGGGUGUGGUCUACAUGCAUCUCACCGAAGGGUGUCAGCUCUUUGUUGAGGCAUAUGACCAAAACACCUUCAGUGGCUUCCUGCUCUUCCCCAUGUGAGGGGAGCACCAUGCUAAAAUGAACUCAAUUUGCUGAUGUGAACAGUUCUGGGGUUAAAGCCCCCAAUGUUCCUCUCUAACCAAUAAAUAGGUAUUAUAAAAGCCAGACGACUCUCUUUUGUAUCAUUAGUAUUUUACCAUCAACAAUAUUCUACAGUCAAAUAACCGGAUAAGGGUAAUGCAGUGGGUAGAACUGUUGUCACUAGACAUCAUCGUUGGUGUUUGUUUCUUUAUGAUGUGUGAAUGACCUUCGUCAUUAUAUUACGCACUGUCAAGUGUUGAGUUACAAAUUGAUCACCCGGGGCAAGCCAGGAGAGCCCUCAUAAUAGUGGGCUGGUCCUACAUUAAUAUAUCAAAGGUAUGGGCGAGCCAACGUUCAUAUUUCUAAUGAUAAUGGGGGUGAUAUAGCUCACCAUUCUGCUGCAUUCUGAUUAAGGUUGAGCUAACAGCACAUUUCUAGGUCUUAUCAAACCAGUUGUAACCAGGGGUCAUGUAGCUCUACUGGUGUUGAAGAGUUCAGCCAAAGGACUGAAGCUAAACAGAUGACCCUUAAAAUCUGGACUGAGCUGAAGGAGCUGAGAGACAUGGUGGUGGAACAGAGAGUGGAGCUGGCUGUCACCAAGACUGAACUGCAAUGCCAUAAAGAC